Messenger RNA from Enterobius vermicularis (human pinworm), 222 nucleotides. The record is from the annotation of a GenBank genome assembly. NCBI's taxonomy places the organism in Eukaryota, Metazoa, Nematoda, Chromadorea, Rhabditida, Oxyuridae.
AUGUAUGACAAUGGUGUAUUAGGUGAAAAACUGAAUCUCACUGAACUGUUCACUGCAUUAACGUGUUUUGACGGAGCCGACUGUGUUGAAACACUAAGUUGCUCUCAAUGCAACGGUGUCGCUUGUAUGCGGAUCAAAAGUUUCAAUAUUGAAAGUAAUCACGAAGUGGCUUUUACCUCAAAUGUUGAUAACAAAAUUACACUUACACCAAAUUACAUCUGA